Molecule: messenger RNA, 495 nt
Organism: Sporothrix brasiliensis 5110
Lineage: Eukaryota; Fungi; Ascomycota; Sordariomycetes; Ophiostomatales; Ophiostomataceae
Product: cytosine deaminase
Exons: 3
Coding region: 1-495 (164 amino acids)
Cellular component (GO): cytoplasm; nucleus
Molecular function (GO): diaminohydroxyphosphoribosylaminopyrimidine deaminase activity
Source: RefSeq, a predicted model, not a curated record
AUGGCCACUCUGUCCGACAAGGAGGCGUUUGAGCUUGCGUACGAGGAGGCCAAGAAGGGCUUUGAGGAGGGUGGCGUGCCGAUUGGCGCCGCCCUCGUCUCGGCCGACGGCAAGCUCAUGGGCCGCGGCCGCAACCUGCGCGUCCAGAGCGGCUCGGCCAUUCACCACGGCGAGACGUCGGCGCUCUUCAACAGCGGUCGCCGGCCCGCCGGUGACUACAAGGGCAGCACCAUGUACACCUCGCUGUCGCCCUGCGACAUGUGCACCGGCGCGUGCCUGCUGUACGGCGUGGGCCGUGUCGUCAUUGGCGAGAACCGGACCUUUUUGGGCGGCGAGGCGUACCUCAAGCAGCGCGGCGUCGAGGUGGUCGUGCUGGACGACCCGCGGUGCAAGGCGCUGAUGGAUGCCUUCAUCGAGAAGAGCCCGGAUCUGUGGAACGAGGACAUUGGCGUCGAGGAGCACACCCGCGUCAAGGCCGGCACCAUUGAGGCAUAA